GCUUUGAAAAAAAAAAACAGUCUGGAAAGAAACACAACGUAUGAGAGGUUAGUUUUGGAAUUUUCUCGUUCGUCUCGCCCCAGUUCAUCCUCCACCAUCCACAUAUGUUCGUCAACAAGAUAAGCAUGUAAUGACCAUAUGGUGCCUAGGUAAGCUAGCUAGUACUAACGACCUCGCACGCUGCUCUCGCAAGCUCUCUCGGCCAUGGCGGUCGGCACAGUUCCCGAUAGCCAGGAUCUUCCACGCCGCUAUGGUGGAAGGGUCACCACCUUCGUCGUGCUCUCCUGCAUCACCGCGGGCAUGGGAGGCGUCAUCUUCGGCUAUGACAUCGGCGUCUCUGGUGGUGUGACCUCGAUGGACGGAUUCCUGAGCAUGUUCUUCCCGGAGGUAUACCGGCGGAUGAAGGGGACUAGCGUCAGCAACUACUGCAAGUUCGACAGCGAGCUGCUCACCGCCUUCACGUCAUCGCUCUACAUCGCCGGCCUCCUCACCACCUUCCUGGCUUCGUCAGUCACCGCUAGGUGCGGCCGCCGGCCGUCGAUGGUCAUCGCGGGGAGCGCGAUCCUCGCCGGCUCAGCGAUCGGAGGAACCGCGGUGAAUGUCUCCAUGGUGAUCUUGGGCAGGGUGCUGCUCGGCGUCGGGCUGGGCUUCGGCAAUCAGGCCGUGCCGCUGUACCUGUCGGAAAUGGCUCCUCCGCUGCACCGAGGAGCGUUCAGCAACGGCUUCCAGCUCUGCGUCGGCAUCGGCGCCGUCACUGCCCGCCUCACCAACUUCUUCACGCAGAAGAUCAGGCAAGGCUGGGGAUGGCGCGUCUCGCUCGCCGUCGCCGCCGUCCCCGGCGGGUUGCUCACCCUCGGCGCGCUCUUCCUCCCGGAGACGCCCAACAGCCUACUGCAGCAAGGCAGAGACAAGCGCAGAGUUAGGGUGCUUCUCACCAGGAUCCGAGGUGUCAGCGACGUGGAGGACGAGCUGGAGGACAUUGUGGCCGCCAAUAGCGACAAGGCGAACAGCAGCCGCGGCCUGCAGAUGAUCGUCACCCAGCGGCAGUACCGUCCCCAGCUCGUCAUGGCCAUCAUGAUACCCUUCUUCCAACAGGUGACCGGCAUCAACGCGAUUUCGUUCUACGCGCCGGUGCUGCUGCGCACGAUCGGAAUGGGGGAGAGCGCGUCGCUGCUGUCGGUGGUGGUGACGGGCUUGGUCGGCACGUCGUCGACGUUCGUCUCCAUGUUCCUCGUCGACCGGUACGGCCGGAGGACGCUCUUCCUCGUCGGCGGCGCCCAGAUGCUGGUGUCACAGCUCAUGAUCGGAGGCAUCAUGGCCACCCAGCUGGGCGACCACGGGCAGGUGAGCAAGACGUGCGCGCUGGUGCUCAUCUUCCUCAUCGCCGUCUACGUGGCCGGGUUCGCGUGGUCGUGGGGCCCGCUCGGGUGGCUGGUGCCGAGCGAGGUGUUCCCGCUGGAGGUGAGGUCGGCCGGGCAGAGCAUCACGGUGGCGGUGAACUUCCUGAUGACGACGGCGGUGGCGCAGUUGUUCCUGGCCACGCUGUGCCGCAUGAGGGCCGGCAUCUUCUUCUUCUUCGCGGCGUGGCUGGUGGCCAUGACCGCCUUCGUCUACCUCCUGCUGCCGGAGACCAAGGGCCUACCCAUCGAGCAGGUCCGGAGGCUGUGGGCGCAGCACUGGUUCUGGAGGAGGUUCGUCGACACCGCCUCCAACGGGGAGCAAGCUAAGCUAGACUGCUAGCGCCAGUAACUUUGACAACUCUGCACAAUCGAUCACAGUUAACUAGUCAAUAGUUACUACUCCCUCCGUUUUAGGCUACGAUAUGUUUCAAAGUCAAAAUGUUUUAAGGGUCUGUUUAGGGGAGCUUUUGGUUCUGAGAAGCAGCUUGUUAGUAGACAGGUUUCCCAACUUUUGUCUUUUAGUUCAUUUUCUAUAUUCUACAACUAUAUCUUAUUAGAA
Molecule: messenger RNA, 1959 nt
Organism: Oryza sativa Japonica Group (Japanese rice)
Lineage: Eukaryota; Viridiplantae; Streptophyta; Magnoliopsida; Poales; Poaceae
Product: hexose carrier protein HEX6
Biological process (GO): monosaccharide transmembrane transport
Cellular component (GO): membrane
Molecular function (GO): monosaccharide transmembrane transporter activity
Source: RefSeq, a predicted model, not a curated record